Polyodon spathula (Mississippi paddlefish) is the source of this 1130-nucleotide messenger RNA. RefSeq names its product scaffold attachment factor B1-like. Bases 230 to 820 code for a protein of 196 amino acids. NCBI's taxonomy places the organism in Eukaryota, Metazoa, Chordata, Actinopteri, Acipenseriformes, Polyodontidae. The record is from RefSeq and is a predicted model, not a curated record. The transcript has 7 exons.
AUGUCAAAUGUCACCUUGACUGCAGAUUUGAUGGUCUUAACUAUUGGUAGAAGAUGAGACCAUGGGUCUUCCUUUCCAUUGAUGGGGCUUCCACUUGAAAUGAAGAUAAUGAAGCUUAGUAAACUCUGCACUGGUUUCCUCUUCCUUCUGUACGUGUCCUCCAGCUGCUGACAACUACAUGUGCCUUUCGGUGUGUGUGUGCACCUCCUGAGAGGAAUUUAUUCUCCACAUGCAUCCUGUCUUAGCUGUCUGCUUGGGUACCCCUGCAUUGGCACAACCAGGCAAGACGUCUGAGGGCCAAGACAAUGGUUUUCCUCCCCAAGCUCCGCCGUUUGCAAAGGGAGCAGAGGGGCCUCGUGAGGGGAGAGCAGUAAACGGUGCUGGGGAGCAUGAAAAACCCAUUCCCCAUGGGGACUGGAAAUCAGAACGCAGACCAGACAAAAAAGAUGCUGGGAGAGACGGGUCAAGGACAAUGAUGGGAGAAAGAGUCGGGCCGCCAAAACAUUUUUCAGAUGAUCGCUCUGACCGACAUAGCCGAGAUUCUCGCGAUAGCUGGAGCAGUGGAUACGAUAAGAGAGGACUGAAUCAGACCAGAGAUAGUCGUGAUUGGUCUGGAGACCAUGGCCGUAAAAUGGACGGGGACAGAAGCUGGCCAAAUAGCCAUUCUGGGCAAGGUCAUAUGAGCCGUGGAGGAAUGUCAGGUCGUGGAAGCUACAUGCAAGGAGGAAGUUCUCAGGGCGUUUCAGGGACUGUGAGCCGGCCAAGCCAAAUGAUGCCGGGUGGUGGAGUGCAAGGAGGGGCUUUUGGACGACGCUAUUAAUUGUUAUAAAUUGUGUCCGCUGUGUAGUAUGGGGCAACAAAUCCUCUGGUGUGUGUUUUUUUUUUUUUUUUCUUUUUUUUUUUUUUUAUUCUGCUGCCUAUUUAGCUACAGAGCAAUAUGAAUGAAACAUGACUUUUUUUUUUGUUUUCCCCCUUUUCUGAAGGGGUGCACGAACUUAUGUAACAAAUUAAAAAAUUGUUGUAAUUUUGUUUUUAAAAUACUUCCAUUCAUAUUUCUGAACACUUGUCAUUCCACAUAGGCAUUGUUUUAAAUCAAUAAAUGCACAGAUGAGUCGGUGUAUAGCUGUAAA